CAAUAUAGGAUAAUAGGUCCACUUCAAUUUGGGUCCUUUUCAUCAUUUUGUGACCCUUUUCGUCAUUUUUUUGACCCUUUCAAUAUAAAGCAAUGUCAACUGUAAAAUAGUAGGAAUAUUUAUUGUCAUUGGGAGGACUACAAUUAAAUUAGGAGCACUACUCCUGAUCAGUACAGUUAAAAGACACAGAACAAAACAGUUAAACACAAGACAAAAUCAAAACGACUUUAGCAAACGAACAUCCUCCGUUGACAAACAGAAUGGAAAGUCCAAUACAUUUAAGUUAAUCAAACAAUAUGAUAGCUGGCCUCUUCUCUGCAGGGCUGAAUAAUUGUUUAGUGUGCAUCAAAUCAAUGACACUUUGUUUAUAUUUGACAUGCAUUCACAUAGAUAAGGUCAAAACAGCUGAAACAAAUGUAAGUGAAAGAAAAUGCCUUUGGACAGAUAUUAAAUCUCUCAUUCCAAUUUGUUUAUUUCUGUAAAAAUGUAAGUUGACUGAGUCCAACAAUUGUAUUAUUGUAAUAUGUUCUCACAUUAAUUAUUAGUGGUAUUCCCAGCUGUCAUCCAUAUCUCCCUUUUUUUCUAAGCUGUCAACCAUUACAGCUUCUCUUUAUAAAAGUUUCUGUCCCCCCGCCAGUGCGGAUGAACACUGAUGCCGCUUGACAGUCAUGCACAUUAAGCGUGUGUGUAUGCAAACCAGGCGUAACCUUGGGGUGUAUUCCCAGAGGAAAAAACGGUCCAUGUUAAGUUGGAUUGUGACAGCUUGAAAUACCCUCGGCCUCUACAGAUUAGGAUAGGCAGAAAAACAUGCUUCUUUUAAACAUUCCAGAAACCGUGAAAGGAGAAUUUCCACGUGCAAUAUAGCAAAGAAUUGCCAUAUAGUUCUAAAAUAUAUCCGGACUUAUUUAUAUAAAUAUCUGUAAAAUAAUUUCUGUGAAAAGGCUAUGUUACUGUAUGCUGUUUUUUCUUUAGAAAGUGCGACACAAAGGUGCAUGAGUAAUUGAAGUAGAAUUUAAUAGCUUCUCUAAAGCCUGUUGUAGUUAUAAAAACGAUCAGGGUUUAAACAGUGAUCAACUUGUUUUGUGUCCUUGAAUGUGAGGGAAUUUGGGCUGGAAAGUCCUUGAACGUGAUGUGUAAGAACCCUUCUCUUAAUUGCGUAGCAGUUUUACUCGGAGGGCAUCACAAAGUUUAAUUCAUGUGCUUGUAUGUUCCUCAGCUGAGUGCCUCCACACCUUAUCGUUCGGCAACAGUUUUAUGAUGGAUGUCUCUCUGGCACUGUUGCCAGGCAGCAGAGUUCCCAUACUGGCCUGUGGGGGUGAUAACUCCCAGGUGGAUCUGUAUGUGCUGUCUAAUGGAGAGCUCCAGAAAUCCAUGUCUCUGCAAGGACACGAAGACUGGGUUCGUGGAGUGACCUGGGCAUCUCUAGGUGGAGAGCUGCUAUUAGCCAGCUGUUCCCAGGACUGCCUCAUCAGAGUGUGGAGGCUGUGUGCCAAGUCUGGGACAGAUGCCCACACAGAGGACGAUCACACCAUCAUCAAAAUGAAAGAGGACGUUUUUGAAGUGAGGGAGAAAGAUGUGUCCUCCUCGGUGUUUGCUGUGACUCUUGAGACAGUCCUGGCUGGACAUGAGAACUGGGUCUAUGGAGUCCACUGGCAGCCUCCUGUCUACAAAGGUGGAGAGCUGCAACAGCCUCUCAGUCUGCUCUCUGCCUCCAUGGACAAAACCAUGAUCAUCUGGGCCCCUGAGGAGGGGUCUGGAGUCUGGGUGGAGCAGGUGAGUGUUGUCUUGAGCGCCUUCACACACACAUACAUGCUAUCAAUCACUCUCUGCAGGGAACACAGGGUUUGCACACAGACCUACACACCAAUCCCUUUCCUGCUAGUUUUCCUUUCAGCAGCUCUUGACAUGAUCCAAGCGUUUGAGCCCCCUGCAGUAUUCUCUCUCCUGCUGUCAGGGCCCCUGCGUCAGUCUCCACUCUCCCUGGCAUUGAGGUGUCAGGAAUAG
Molecule: messenger RNA, 2004 nt
Organism: Notothenia coriiceps (black rockcod)
Lineage: Eukaryota; Metazoa; Chordata; Actinopteri; Perciformes; Nototheniidae
Product: elongator complex protein 2-like
Exons: 6
Coding region: 1255-2004 (249 amino acids)
Biological process (GO): tRNA wobble uridine modification
Cellular component (GO): elongator holoenzyme complex
Molecular function (GO): protein binding
Source: RefSeq, a predicted model, not a curated record